AAGUGGGAAGUAGGAUUUGUACUUGUCUAUGUUUGUAAUAAGUCUCCUGAGAGCAUGUUUUAUAAUGUAAUGCGCGCAUCUGACUUCCUAACUCCUAUGGGCUUAAUUUACGUAACAAAUGAAUGUUCCUUUUUCUUUUUUAAAGCUUCUAAAAGAGGAAAUCAGUAGGCUGUCGCCAAGUAGCUUGUUUCAUAUAUUGUACAGGAAAUGGAAUGAUUGCUUAGAGCUGCUGAUCACUGCAGAGUAACCCUCAAGUAACGAAGGAACUUCAAGAUUUGUUUCCAGUCCAAAUUGAUGGUUAAGAUAAACCGGAAGAACAUUACAUGCUCAGGACGACAUGUGUGGCAGCACAGCGAAAGCCACAAACCAGCCAGGGGGCUGGCAAGACCCAGCCAGAUGUGUGAGCAGUGCUGUCUCUGGUGCUGGGAGGACUUACAAGAAGUUUUUUCACACAAAGAUUCAAAAAUGUACCUGGUUGGGCAGGGAUACCAAUCACAUGGAACUGGACAACAGUUGGUCCUGUUCAGAGCUGGACCUGAGUGAGAUUCGCCUGAUAGUUUACCAGGACUGCGAGAGGAGGGGCAGACAAGUCUUGUUUGAUUCUAAAGCUGUUCAGAAGAUUGAAGAGGUGGCUGCCCAGAGAGCAGAUGGGCCCAGCAGAGUGCCGGCUCGAAGCCGUCCAGGAAGCAGCAGUGGGGGUGCGGACGUCUGCGCCAGCAGCUCUGGGGCGUCUUCACACCAUGCCAAGGAGCCGCUUCCGAAGUACCAGUACGCAAGGCCGGCCUCCGAUGUCAACAUGCUUGGAGAGAUGAUGUUUGGCUCAGUCGCCAUGAGUUACCAAGGCUCCACGCUAAAGAUACACUAUAUCCGCUCCCCUCCACAGCUGAUGAUCAGUAAAGUCUUCUCUGCUAGAAUGGGCAGCUUCUCUGGAAGCACAAAUAACUUGCAAGACAGCUUUGAGUACAUCAACCAAGAUCCUCAUUUGGGAAAACCAAACACAAACCAGAAUAGUUUGGGCACGUGUCGCACUGGAAGUAACCUAGGUCUGCUGCAGGCCUGCAGCAGCAAGCUGCUCCUGGGGGCGGCUGAAGGAGGACCUCUCCGGCUCACCCGGAGUGCUUCUUUCUUUGCAGCACACAGCACCCCGGUUGACAUGCCAAGCCGAGGACAAAAUGAAGACAGGGAUAGUGGAAUUGCUCGAUCAGCCUCGCUGAGCAGCCUUCUGAUCACGCCCUUCCCAUCCCCCAGCACCUCUGUGUCAUCCUCCAGCAGCUACCAGCGCCGCUGGCUCCGGAGCCAGACCACAAGCUUGGAGCACGGCGUCUUUCCGCGGAGGUCAGUGGAUGAGACAUUUAGCUUGGCUGAAGAGGCCUGCAGUUCUAAUCCAGCCAUAGUUAGGAGGAAGAAAAUUGCCAUAAGCAUCAUCUUUUCCCUCUGUGAGAAAGAAGAAGCGCAACGGAAUUUCCAGGACUUCUUUUUUUCUCAUUUUCCUCUGUUUGAAUCUCACAUGAACAGGCUGAAGAGUGCAGUUGAAAAGGCCAUGAUCUCCUGUCGGAAGAUAGCAGAAUCAAGUCUGCGUGUCCAGUUCUAUGUCAGCCGCCUGAUGGAAGCCCUGGGAGAGUUCAGAGGGACCAUCUGGAAUUUGUAUUCAGUGCCAAGGAUCGUUGAACCAGUGUGGCUCUCCAUGACGUCAGGCACCCUGGAAAAAACCCAGCUCUGCCAGCGCUUCCUCAAGGAGCUCACGCUGCUCAUAGAGCACACCAACAAAAACCAGUUUUUCGCGGCCCUACUGACUGCAGUGCUGACCUACCACCUGGCCUGGGUGCCGACCGUUGUGCCUGUGGACCACCCGCCCGUCAGAGCCUCCUCUGAGAAGCGUGCCUCCCAGUCAGUGAGCGCACUGGCCAAGACGCACCCAUACAACCCUCUCUGGGCCCAGCUGGGUGACCUCUAUGGGGCCAUCGGCUCUCCAGUGAGGCUGACCCGCACCGUGGUGGUGGGGAAGCACAAGGAUUUGGUCCAGCGCAUUCUGUACGUCCUGACCUACUUUCUCCGUUGCUCUGAGCUACAAGAGAACCAACUGACCUGGAGUGGGAAACACAGUGACGGGGACCAGGUUCUCAAUGGGAGCAAGAUUGUUACUGCCUUCGAGAAGGGAGAGGUGGAGGAGUCCGAGUACGUGGUGGUCACGGUGAGCAACGAGCCUGCUCUUGUGCCUCCUGUGCUACCACCCAUGACAGCCAAGAGAGGAGGCCCUGGCCCCCCAGGGUCAGCCGGGACCUCAGAUGGCACUGACAUGAGAGACCUGGUUCCCAGCCCGGACAGAGAGGGGAACAGGAGGCUGAAGCAGAGCACCGAGGCUUGUGGCACAGGGUCCCCAGGGCCCCCACUGGAUGAUGCCUGGCCCCUGCAGGGUGCAUUUUGUGGGGGUAGAGACAGCAAGGAAGCAGCACCUCCAGCUGGCACCUCAGGACCUCCCUGCUGUCAGUUUACAGGGGUAGGAAGAAAAGCUGACCCCCAGACAAUGGGGGAGGAGAUGCCCAAGAAAGGACAGGAGCGGUCCACAGCCCAGCCAUGCCCAGACAGACACUCCUGGGAGGGGCCUCCUGUAGGAAAAGUCACUUUCCAGAUCGGCAGCUCUGUGUCCCCCGAGUCUGACUGUGAAAGCCACACUAGAAACAUGGACGAGAGGCUGAAGGACUACGGGCAGCACUUGGGGGCAGCUGGUGCCUCGGAGGCCUGGGACCGACGGGAGUCCAGCAGGGGCUUUGCUGAGGAUACAGGCGUUGCUGGGCAGCUCCGCCAGGCUGCUUGCCCAUGGGCACCCCCCAGCCUUGCCACAGGAGCGGGAAAGAUGCUGGACUCGGGAGGGCCUGCACUGGCACCUGCUGCGGACAGGUGUGUUCCACGGGACCUGGGCCCCCUGGGAGCUGCUGCUGUCCCCCAUGGGGAUGCCAAUAGGAAGGCUGCCUUCAGGGUUGAAGGAGCCCUUCCCAGAAACAACAGCUCUGACAGCGCUCUGGGCGACAGUGACGAUGAGGCAUGCUCUUCAGCCACACGAGAUCCAAGUCACAAUGGUGAGAUUGCAGAAACAUCCUCAGAAGUGGAGCUGCCUCUGCCCAGGUCUCAGAGCAUCAGCAACCCAAGUGUGAGGAACUUCGGCCGCUCCCUUCUGGCGGGUUACUGCCCUGCAUACGUGCCGGACCUGGUGCUUCAUGGGACCAGCAGUGAUGAGAAGCUGAAGCAGAGCCUGCUGGCUGAUCUGGUCCACGCGGUACAUCACCCAGUGCUUGAUGAGCCCAUAGCCGAAGCUGUGUGCAUUGUCGCAGACACUGACAGGUGGAGCGUCCAGCUGGCCACAAGUCAGAGGAAGGUGGUGGACGGCGUAAGGCUGGGUCAGGACGUCCUGGUCUCCAGUCAGGUGUGCAGUCUGCUCCAGUCUAUUCUGCAGCUUUACAAGCUUCACCUCCCUGCCGAUUUUUGCAUCAUGCAUCUAGAGGACAGGCUGCAGGAGCUGUACUUGAAGAGUAAGAUGCUGUCCGAGUACCUCCGGGGACACGCACGUGUGCACGUGAAGGAGCUGGGCGUCGUGCUGGGGAUUGAAUCCAAUGACCUGCCUCUGCUGACUGCUAUUGCCAGCACGCACUCACCUUGUGUGGCUCAGAUACUCCUGUAGGCCAGUGCUCAGGACAGCUCUUCCUGGGAAGAAGGAAAGCAGAUGGUUCGCUGAAGGAGAAAGGAGCUCCCCGCAGCAAAGCAGAGGGGAGCGGCUGCCGCAGCCGUUGCCCACACCUGGCACCACUGCUUCCCAUUGGAAGGCCUGGGUUACUCGCCACAGUGGUGACUGGCACUUCCCAGAGUCUCCACUGCCUUUGGUUACCUGUGAGUCAGCAGAGUGGACCUGCUGGUGGAGGGAGCGCAGCACCACACGAGGGCCUGGGCAGGCUGGACACCUCGUGACCGUCCAGUGGGAAGUGUCUGCAUCCAAGCGUGAACGCUGCUCACUGGAAGAGCAGCGUGCAGCGUAGUGAGCCAGCCGGACGGGCUUGGGUUCCGGGUCCACAGGCGGGACGAAGAAAGCCUGGCAGCAGGUGUAGGUCAGUGGCUGCAGCGGCUGCUGCUGACCAAGGUGCGAAGGGAACGUCAUGCCGGGACCCUCAGAGUUGACCUGGCUCCACACGCAGUGCAGGGAGGUCAGUGGUGCACUGCUGGUGCAUAGACCGAAGAGCCCGCCUGGCAGCCUCCGCCCGCAGGCGUGGGCGUAGCAGCCGCAGAGCGCGGGCCGACAGUCGCAUCUGUUUGCGUGUGGGGUGCACAGCCUCUGCAGGGGAGCCGCUCACCAAAGGUGUAUCUGUGUGCUGGAGUUCGCCGAGUUCCUCCCACACAGCCCUCCCUCCUGUCAUGGCUGCGUCUGCCUAAGGGGCACAGUUGUCUGCAGCAGUGUGGUAAGGACUGCAGU
Messenger RNA from Octodon degus (degu), 4459 nucleotides. It is a transcript of the gene Fnip2, whose product is annotated as folliculin interacting protein 2. The record is from RefSeq and is a predicted model, not a curated record. Gene Ontology annotation, cellular component: cytoplasm. NCBI's taxonomy places the organism in Eukaryota, Metazoa, Chordata, Mammalia, Rodentia, Octodontidae. The coding region runs from base 338 to 3676 and encodes 1112 amino acids. Gene Ontology annotation, molecular function: protein-folding chaperone binding; ATPase inhibitor activity. The transcript has 18 exons.